AUGACGUGUUGUCACGGCUCCAACGGCUCAGUGUAUUUCAGCUGUGGCCCUUUAAACUCAGCGGAAUCUAAAAAGAACACAAGUCUCUAAACGGCCCGUCCUCAGACUCACGUCUUUUUAAAAAGAAAAACCAUGGCUCAGCUGCAGGCCUGUUCUCCGCCUGACGCCGUCCACCGCCGUCUGCUCCCCGGACAGUGAGCUGCCGCAGCCUCGGACCCAGCUGAACCGUUACGCAGCUGUCAGCGGGCUAAGCUAAUCGGCUAACCGGGGCCGCGUCGCCGUAUGCUCGCACUGACGCACGUUGCACCGGGGACAGAGCUCCGCAGACAGCGACCAGUGUCGGCCCAACAGCCCCAGUAAGGCGACGGGGACAUGGACAAGGCGGAGGCGGACCGGCUGAUCGAGAAGGCCAAGCUGUGUCUGCGGUCGGGGCGGAAGGACAAGGCGCUGCAGCUGCUGCACGAAGCCCAGAAUAUUUACCCCAGCACCCGGGCCAGAGUGCUGAUAGAUGCCAUAGUAAGGAAUGGAAGCAGUGAAGCCCCGGAAACAAACCACGUGCCCCCACCAACGGGUUGGAGAGAUGAGGACAUCAGAAACUGUGAUGCGAGUGGUGACGAAAAGAAGACCUACACCGAGGAUCAGCGACACGGUGUUCUCAGGAUAAAGAAUUGCAAGGAUUUUUAUGAAAUCCUGGGUGUUACCAAAAAUGCCUGCGAUGAAGAUUUGAAGAAGGCGUACAGGAAGUUGGCCCUCAAGUUUCACCCUGACAAGAACUUUGCCCCGGGAGCCACAGAUGCUUUCAAAGCAAUAGGAAAUGCAUAUGCAGUACUGAGCAAUCCAGAAAAGAGGCAACAGUAUGAUCAGUAUGGAGACCAGUCUGCAGCUUCAAACACACCCCAACCAUCCAGCCACAGUCGCCACGGACACUACCGAAGCUUCAACAGAGACUUUGAGGCCGACAUUUCCCCAGAGGAGCUCUUUAACAUUUUCUUUGGAGGCAGGUUUCCCACAGGAAACAUCCACGUGUACACCAACCAGGGAGCCUCCUACUCUCAGUUCUAUCAGCCUCGUCGUCGACGUGCUUAUGAAAGGCGCGAGGAGGUGGUGGAAGACAACCAGAGUCAGAACACCUUCACAGCGCUCCUGCAGCUUCUCCCCGUGCUUGUGCUAAUCCUCAUAUCAGUGUUUACUCAGAUGAUGGCCAGUACCCCACCCUACAGUCUCUUCUAUAAGCCGGCCUUGGGGCUGGUGGUGUCCAGGGAAACUCAGCACAUGGGCGUACCGUACUACGUGGAUAAAAGUUUUGAGAAGGAAUACCGCGGAGCUGCGCUGGAUGAACUCGAGCAAACAAUUGAGAGUGACUAUAUUGAACACCUGCAGAACAGCUGCUGGAAAGAGAAACAGCAGAAGUCCGACUUGGCAAACCUCGGACAACUUUACCGUGAUGAGCGCUUGAAGCAGAAGGCCGAGUCCAUGAGGCUGGACAACUGUGACAAGCUGCAUCGGCUGGUCGGCCGUCAAAGAGGCAAAUGAGGACUGUUUCGGGAGCAGAGCACGUUUCUUUACAGACUUUACAACAGUGCAUAUUACUGAAGUGUGUAAUUUAUCCAAUCUGGCCACUUUGUAAAGAAAUCUCCGUGGGUACAGCGCAGUCAGUGGGAGAUUAUGCCACUGGAAACAAUGUGCCUUCUCUCCUGUUGGACGGUAGAAAUGAAGAGUUGCAUGUGGGCUGUCUGAUGGUAGCAGCAUUGCGUGCAGACUCACUGUUGCAGUGCGUAUGAUGUGUCAGAGCCUUUAAACUUUCUUAUAGAAACGGCAUGACACACCGAGUCUCCCUUUGGGGUUCUGAAAGCAGUUGUAUGUUCACACACACACGUUUUAUUUGUUUAGGUUUUGUAGUUAUUUAUUGUCUUGAAUGUUUUUUGUGUUCUCAUUUAAAUCUUAGGUAUUUAUUUAAUAGUUAACUGAGUGAAUGUUACUACUGAGCAUCUUGGCUCAUGUUGUUUUUCUGUAGGAAGUAACUAGGAACAAUAAUUUAAAUAAUACGGUCAUCUUAAAAGAAAUGGGAGAGCUUCUGUACUGUGACAGAGGAGGAGUCAAAUCAGAUGUUAGAUAGGAUACUGUGGUUAAUCAGGCAAUUUGACUUCUGGGAUUAUAGAAAUAAAGGAGCACACAGUAGGGAAACAUUUUACAAAACAUAACCACAUAUUUCUGAUCGAUGUAUUUUGCCAAAAAAACUAGGCUUUCUUCUUCAGUAGAGCUUCCUGCUCCUCGCACGACUGCUUCCAUACGCGUUCGGUUGUUUAGCUUCUUCCAUUGGAGAACGAUUCGUUUGAGGUUCAAGUUUGAGAAAUGACUGUUGUGUGUCGUUAGACGUAAUUUUGAUCUGGCACAAGCAGCUUGGUUCAGCCAAAAGACCCCCACACACACACACACACACACACACACACACACACACACACACACACACACACACACCUGUGAUGUUACUGGGGCUUUAGUGUCAUGCAAUACCUUCCUUUCAGUAACCAUGCAGAAGUUAACAUAUUGCGCCAGGAAAAUAAAAAGCUUUUCAUGUCAAAUUUCUAAAUAUUUUAUAAACCCUGCACCUUUUUAUUUAUAUAAUGUUUUAUAUAAAAAAAAAGAGAGACUGUGUUUUAAAAUCCGAACAGUAUUAACAGUUAGUCCCGCAGCUAGAACUGUGACUUUUACUGAUCUUGUCAUUAGUAGGACACUAACUUUGUGAAGUAGUUAAUUCUUUAAAUCAAACCCUCAACAGACAUGAAGACUGGCCGCUGUGCACUACGACUGCCAAACUGCCUUAGCUGUUCUCGUAUUUGUGAAAGAUUCAGGUUCAUCUCAAGCACUUUUACGUUCAUAGUUAACCCUGUGUUCCAUGUCAUGACUGUUGCAUGCAUCCUUGUGAGAGAGUGUUAUUAGUUGCAUAUUUAUUUUCUUGUUUCGGUGAACACACACAAACAUGACUACUGACACACACUAAAUGUUACUAAGAGAGUAUUCAGGGCCACACUAACUCACAGACAUGUCAAACUGUAACUGUGAUACACACACACACACAGAUCAGGUUUUGGUAUCAGUCAGUGUGGUUGUACACUUCAACCAGAAGUACCAGAAAAUUAAACGUGUAUCCAGAAGAUGCUUUGACUCGUUCAUGUGUGAUUCUGUGGUUGGUUUGUCUCAGUGUCUGAUGUGUUUGCUCACAUUAUUGAGCAGGUAAAUAAAACAUACAGGUGACACGGGCAUCUGUGCAUUAUGUGAAACUGUCCUGACGGCUACCAAGGUUGUUCUUCAGACCGAGCUUCAACUUUAAUUUCAGUUGAUUAAUGACAUGAUUUAAAAUCAGUGGGAGAUGGAGGUUUUGGGGUUCAAAGGUAACCAGACAGAUCCACCAGUCUAGUCGUCAGUAAGUGGAAUCUGACUGGGAUCAGGUCAUUGGCUGACUUUACGUCACCUCCUCAGCCUGAGAAGUUCUUGGUUUUCUUGGGCCAUGUUUAAGAUCGUUUACCUGCUGGAGGGUGAAAUGUGGCUCAUGAAGUUUUGAUGCAUUUUUUUCUGAAUCUGAGUAGUGAGCGCUCUUGUAUAUUACUUCAUUCAUCCUGCAGCUUCUAUCAGCAGUGAAAUCAGUCAUAAUAAAACUACGACCUUGCAACA
Molecule: messenger RNA, 3672 nt
Organism: Hippoglossus stenolepis (Pacific halibut)
Lineage: Eukaryota; Metazoa; Chordata; Actinopteri; Pleuronectiformes; Pleuronectidae
Gene: dnajc18
Product: DnaJ (Hsp40) homolog, subfamily C, member 18
Exons: 8
Coding region: 373-1533 (386 amino acids)
Biological process (GO): cellular response to misfolded protein
Cellular component (GO): endoplasmic reticulum membrane
Molecular function (GO): Hsp70 protein binding
Source: RefSeq, a predicted model, not a curated record